CAUACCGUCGCCCUUGGUCGCAUGGACAUUGCGCCGCCACUAUGCGCAUUUCCUGUACCAACACCCUACCUACACCCUCCUCGACACCUACUGACGCCUGAUUGCAAGGCUUGGGCCGCGGCCAUGUCGUAUGCCAUCACCAGUGCCGCGAACGUUGCUCGACUCCCCUCACGUCGCGCAGCAUCUGGGCUCUUUCUCUUUGCCCUCUCAGCAACCACGUUAGUUGCGCCUGUCCACUCGACACGCACAGCAAACCUCCACACACAACGGGCGCAGUCCCUCUAUGCGCUACCCACAUGUCCGCUGCAUAGGGACACCACACCGAACCCAGCAGGUCUGCGGUCUUUCAGCUCCACCUCCCACCACUCGAGCAGCGCGCCCCAGUUCUCCUACCACGUCGCAGCAUCCUACUCCGCCAAGCAGGACCGCUUCAAUGCACAGCAGAACUUGUUCACAAACCCACUGCACGACCCCACGAAGCGCCACGAGGACUGGAGGGAUUGCAAAGAGGGCAUCGAUAAGCGAAAGCGAUUACGAAGUGGACAGGAUGCCCUCUUCUUCAGCCAGGUGGGGGACACGAAGACCACGGCAUUUGGUGUGGCCGACGGUGUGGGAGGGUGGGUAGAGUCGGGAUUGGACCCGGCAGACUUCUCCCACGGCCUGUGCGAAUACAUGACCUGCGCUGCGCGCUCAUUUCCACACGGCUUCAACACAACAUCACUGCAUCCCAAGGAGCUGCUGCAAGUGGCAUGUGACGAGGUGAGCGAGGACGACAGCAUUGAGGGCGGCGGCAGUACGGCAUGUUUGGCGAUCGCCGAGCCCGAUGGCAACGUCGAGGUCGCCAAUCUGGGCGAUUCUGGUUUCAUGCAUGUGGGACUGAAUGCAGUACGACACUUCACGCAACCCCAAACCCACGCCUUCAAUACCCCCUACCAGCUCUCCAAGACACCCCACCGCAUGCUCGUGCAGAUGGCUGUGUUCGGCGGCCCAUCAACGCUCUCCGAUCUGCCCAAAGAAUCGAGUGUCACGCACCACAAGGUUCGCCAUGGGGACGUCCUCGUCUUUGCGACAGACGGUGUAUGGGACAACCUCAGCCCGCAAGAUGUGCUCGGCAUAGUCAGCAAGCAGAUGGUGGCUGCCGGUGCGUGGGUGGAGAAGGACGGCGCGAUUGAAGUCGGACACGAUCUGGCGAAGUUGGUGCAAGCUGGUACAGGUCGCAGAGCUGAUAGCAAGUCUUUGCAGGCCAUAGUAGCCACUGCGAUCGCAAAGGAAGCGAAGGACACAGGGCUCAAUACCCGCCGCGACGGGCCCUUUGCCAAAGAAGUGCAGAAGUACUAUCCUGGCGAGAACUGGCAUGGCGGCAAGCCGGAUGACAUUGCGGCAGUGAUUGCCAUCGUGCUCGAGGAGUCGUCGACUGUAUCAUCAAAGCUAUGAUUCGGAUUGCGUAGCAGGCGCUGAAGCCGGGUUACCAGGACAUGGCGGCGUAUUCGCAUAGACCAUUGUUGGUGGUUGUUUUGACUGUUGUAUAUCAC
Messenger RNA from Macroventuria anomochaeta, 1532 nucleotides. Its product is annotated as protein serine/threonine phosphatase 2C. The record is from RefSeq and is a predicted model, not a curated record. Lineage: Eukaryota; Fungi; Ascomycota; Dothideomycetes; Pleosporales; Didymellaceae. The coding region runs from base 124 to 1434 and encodes 436 amino acids. The transcript has a single exon.